AUGUGUACGAAACAUCCACAAAUAAUCUGUUUGUUGUCAUUUUCAUGUGCAGUAGCAGGAGUUAUUGUUAAAACCAGCUGUUAAGGUUUGAAUCGCAAGUAGACAAAUUAUAGUGCAGGCAUGUGUUACGCUGUAGAUUCAGAAUGCCCAUAUACUACGUUUGAUUACUGACUGCCGAAAACUUCGAAUAAUGUUACACUUAUUGCCUUAUAUUUGGAUGUAUGGUCACGUUGCAGUUAUCUCCAACUUUCCACUGUUUCAAGUAAUUAUUUCGGCAGUCACUUCAUAAUGGGUGGAGAAAGAUUUGACACUCCUCAACCAGAAGCUUAUUUGUUUGGAGAAAAUGCAGAUUUGAAUUUCCUUGGCAGCAAACCAACACCUUUUCCAUAUCCACCUCCACAAGCCAAUGAACCAACAAAAACUCUGAAGUGCUUGGUGAACAUCCGCAAAGAAUCUCUUCGAUUUGUACGUUCUCCAGAAAGUAUUGGUAAAUGUGGGGAUGUAGAUAUUGAAGCAGCAAAAUCAUCCCUUUUCAACAUAGAAUUUACUUUUGAUUGUGAUACAAGGUGUGCCAUAACUAUCUACUACUUCUGUACAGAAGAAGUAACACCAAAUGGGAUAGUUUUUCAUCCUCGGAACCCGGGAAUGAAUUCAGAAACAUUUCAUUACAAACGCGGAAGCAACCAAUUGUUCAGCCAAGCAACUCAUGUAUUUGACCCCAGCUGUUAUUCUGAUGAAGAACUUACAUACAACACUGACAAAGAAAUUAUUCCAAUUGCAAUUCAUUGUGUCGCAGAAGAUGGGAGUGAUGAACCACAUCAGUCACACACGACAAUAGCUGUUGUAGAUCACCAUUCAGAUGGCACAUAUGUUUUGAAAGCACUAAAGCAAAAGCUGUAUGUUGAUGGCCUGUGUUACCUAUUGCAAGAAAUAUAUGGAAUUGAAAACAAAAAUAAUGACACUGCAAAGGCAGCUGGAGAUGAAGACACAGAAGAUAAUGGAUCUGAAUGUGUAAUAUGUAUGUGCGAUGUUAGAGACACUUUAAUCUUACCUUGUAGACAUUUAUGUCUUUGUAACUCUUGUGCAGAUUCUCUUCGCUAUCAGGCAAACAAUUGUCCAAUAUGUCGGGCACCUUUUCGUGCACUGUUGCAAAUUAGAGCUCUGCAGAAAUCUUGUACUGUGCCACAGCCAGCAGCUAUUCUUCCACCAGAGGGGAGUUGUGAGAACAUACCAGCUGGAUAUGAGGCUGUUUCUUUAAUAGAAGCCUUAAAUGGACCUCCUAUUUUACGAGCUCUCCCAAUAGCACCUGUUAUGGAUCUGGCAGAAACUCCUGACCAGGAAGUAGCUGUUCAAGCAGCAGAGGUUCUUAACAGAUCUAGUCAGGAGCAGAUACAGUGCACAAAACAAAUUCUGGAACACGAAGAAAAGAGUCCUAGAGACCGUACUAGCCGUGAAGGUUCUCUUUCAUGUACAACUCCAGAAUUCCGUAUGUCAGUCUUGCUAGCCAGAGAGGAUGAAAAUCAUAAAGAACAAUCGAAAUCGCCACUUCUUGUUCGGCACAGUGUGCGUCCUCACAGUAGAGAAAAGAACUCUACAAGACCUCGUGACACAGUCAGACUGGUUAAUGAAAAGACAGUGGAUCAAACUGAGGAAAACAUUGAUGAUGAUAGUGAAGCAGAGAAGCUUUCACCUUUACUUGAAGUGGCAGGUGUUGUAAGUCCACCAGCUACUGUUUCAAUAAUUGGAAAUAAUUUGGAUGAUGAAGAUGAAGAAGAAGAAGAUGAGGAGGAAGAAGAGGAAGUCAUUCAUGUUGACAGUCUGCGAACUAAGGAUGAUCUAGCUACAACGAAUGACAUGCCAACAAGUUUUGUAAGUGAUGCUGCUCUGCCCACUGAUAUGGAUGGAUGUGUAGUUGCUGGUUCUGGUGGUGGUGGUGGUGAAGAUUCAGACUAUUACACACCAGAAGACCCAGCAACAACAAUACUCAGUCCUUUGCAUUCAGAAAAGGAACGACCACUGACAAACUCUGAUGUAAUAUCAUCUGUAGAGAGCACACCUGGACGUUGGACAGGCAUUGGUAUUUCACUUCCUGGUACGCCUAUCAGUCACCUGAGUCACAGAUCCAGUGGCGACAGCUACAGUUCCAGCAGCUCAACAAGGCAACUUCUGAAUGGUGGUAACCAUUGUAGCAGAGAAAAACAAGACUCUUAGUUCAUAAGUCUCUGUGUUAAUGAACAUUCCAACUUUUAUGUUGUGUUUUAAUAGGGAGGUCAUCAAGUGUAAUAUAUUUCAUGGAGUUACCCGAGGGAAUAUUUGGGUGGGCACUGCAUUACACGUACAAUUCUUGAGUAACUCUUCCAAGAACACACUAACAUUUGCUUCUGGUCAAAUUUUCUGUUACACUUGUAAUUUUUCCCCUUCCUUUGUAUUAAUGGGAAUGAACAUCGUGCCCAUAGUUCUCUGUUGAGUAAUUUGUUUCCAUAAAUAACAUAUUUCAGCUGCUUUAGUACUGGUUGAGGCUUCUAAACUAAUUACCACACAUUUAAAGAUUGAGUAGCAAUGAAGUUAAAGCAAGGAUAUGUCAGUGAUUCCAUUCAGUGCAAAAGUAAUGGUAUGGGCUAUGAUUAAUAAAAAAUUCAGAAUAAUGCCAGUCAAAGAUAGUCCAAACUAUUAUCACAAUGUAAUCUGUAUAAAGUAAGUGAAUAUGGUUUUUCUCUUCUUUUCCCAUGACAGGGACCCAUGUUUUUAUCACGUUUUGGUAUAGUAAACAUUCAUCUCUGCAGUAGUAAAAUUUGUCAAAGAUGAUGUGUAAUAGGAUUGUUAAUAUUUGAACCCUAUAGUUUCCAAGUUUGUGACUAGCAUACUGGCAGUAAUUUUCACAGCCAUUGUGUACAGGAGUUUAACAUGUAAUUGUAAUUGCUCUAGCAUCAGGACUAUUUAUAAAAAUUUACUGAAAUUUUCGGAAUUAUUAACAGUUAAUCUUUAUUGUGUUUAAAACAGACAUGAACACUCAAAACAGACUUUGAAUCUGGUGUCUUUAAUGCUACCUUUGGACCAGAGUCCUACCUCUCGGUAUCAUCUUAUGAGUUUCAAACUGUUCUGUUAUGAGAGACAGCCUGAAAUUAAUUUACAAAGAUCUUAACUGUGUCAGCACAGAAAUCCCUACACUUACAAGAGGAGGCCAUGAUGUUGGGAUCACAGAUUUACUUGAAACUUUGUGAGCCUUUAGUAGACCAUUAAAAUAACAUAAUGUGCAAAUAGUAAGGUGCACUAUGGCAAUUUUGAAAAAAACUCACAAAAGAAGUUUUAUGCGUCUAUUAUGUUGCUUAUGUACCUGUGCGUGGUCAACUGAUUAGCGCUCAAGCAGCUUAAGACGAACUUAUAUUAGGCAAAAAAUGUAUUUUUUUCAUCAUUGGUCAUAUAUUUAGUUUACAGGACGUUUGAGAGAUAAUAUAAUGAAAGAUCACUUGUGUUUGUAUGUAUGCAGUUUCAAUUUAUGUUUUCCAUGUCUAUGACAAAUAUCAUCCAGCAUCGUGUGAUGUCGCAAGCACUUCAAUUGCAUCAUUAUUUAUUGAGGUUUGACUUGGGAUUUCCAACCCUGUCUCUCAUCCUCGAAAAUUUAAUUACAAAUAGUAAAUAACAUGUGAAAUUCACUACAACUUUAUAAAAUUGCAUGUGGGUUUUUCUCAUUAUAUUACCUCUCAAAUAUCAUGUAAAUUAAAUAAUGUAAUAAGUGGUGAAAAAAUAUAGAUUAGCAAGUAAAUGCUACAGAGAUUUGAACUGCCGCCUCUUCCUCAACUCACUUCCCACUUGCGAACACUAAUUGCUUGACCACAGUGACAUUUUAUGACUGGCACCUUCGCACCGAUACAUCACUUAUGUAAUAGACACGUAAAAUUUCUCUUGUUAUUUUCGCAGAAUUUCCAGAGUAGUGCACCUAAUUACUUGCACAGUUUUAAUAUCCCCGUAAAGGUGUAAAAAGUUUGAACUAAAUCUGAGAUUCCAGUGUCAUGGCCUUCCCUUGUUAGUUAAAGUAAACAGAUGGCAGAGCACUAUUGUUUUAUCUGUGUGAUUGCAACUGGAGAGUGUAUAGUUAGGUCACUGCCAUCCUUCCUGCCUUGAAGGAUAAGUUAAUAAUGAUAAAACUGGUAGCAAUUUUUGAAAGAUUCAGAAAUGUACAUUCCAAUUGCCUUAUUAGAAAUAAGUGUGGGAAUAAAUGCUGUGCUAUGUAGUCACAGGGAAUGAUGGGCUGUCCACAUUUGUAUGUGCGUGCCUGUAUCUUCGAAUGAUAAUAUAGUCUCAGUGAUCACUUAAUCAAAAUUCAUUUAGAUUGAAGAGAAAAUGUGAUUUUGGAAAACACUUAUCAUUACUCUUGUAAUGUUAAGUUACUGCAUGUAAACUUAAUUUUACUUUACAUAUCGAGGUGUUCUGAUUUCAUAGACAAACACAUUCCACAAAUGUAUUCCAGCUAACUUCUCUCAUGCUUAUAUUUAAGUCCAUAUUGGAUAUAAAUCUCCAUAAUACAGUAUUAGUUUAUACAUCCAGAGGUUAAGUGCAAGUAAUCCUUAUAUAUCAUUUUUCAUUUUAGUGUAUGUGUACAUACAGAAUUUACAAACUAAAAAACCUGUAUGCUGUAAAAGAAAGGAAAAGAAACCAAACAAUGCCACUGACAAAUUAAAUAAAUGAAGUUUUAUUUUGAGUGUAUAAUUGACUUGAAUGGCAUUCUUCUCCACAAGAUACUUUCUCAAUACCCUUUUUGGCAUUGUAUCAAAGAUUCUGAACUUUGUAGAUAAUUGUUGUGUAAAUUGAAGAUUAAUACUGUUAUAAUAAAGCACAGUUAUGGAACACACAUAACUGAAUAAAAUGAA
Schistocerca gregaria is the source of this 4868-nucleotide messenger RNA. RefSeq names its product probable E3 ubiquitin-protein ligase MGRN1 (gene Mrgn1). NCBI's taxonomy places the organism in Eukaryota, Metazoa, Arthropoda, Insecta, Orthoptera, Acrididae. Gene Ontology annotation, biological process: protein ubiquitination. Gene Ontology annotation, molecular function: ubiquitin protein ligase activity. The record is from RefSeq and is a predicted model, not a curated record. The coding region runs from base 289 to 2211 and encodes 640 amino acids. Gene Ontology annotation, cellular component: cytoplasm. The transcript has 13 exons.